Messenger RNA from Scylla paramamosain (green mud crab), 7653 nucleotides. RefSeq names its product multiple epidermal growth factor-like domains protein 6. NCBI's taxonomy places the organism in Eukaryota, Metazoa, Arthropoda, Malacostraca, Decapoda, Portunidae. Gene Ontology annotation, molecular function: scavenger receptor activity; calcium ion binding; protein binding. The coding region runs from base 615 to 6179 and encodes 1854 amino acids. Gene Ontology annotation, biological process: heterophilic cell-cell adhesion. The record is from RefSeq and is a predicted model, not a curated record. The transcript has 36 exons.
GGUCUCCAGUCAGACUUCGGGCGUCGGGGAGGAAGGAUGUGUUGCUCUGCCCUCCGUCUCUCCCGCCACGUGGCCUGUCGUUCCGCGGCACAACACGUCCCCGUCAGUGGUCAACAGUUGCUAACUUGUCCUCUAGCUUAUCAGUGUGUCUCUUGCUAGACUCAUAGAUUAUACUGAUACUACUGAGAGUUACAUUGAACAGUGUGAAGGAAAAAUGUGAUGUUUCAUAAAUGUGCGGCGAAGUAUGACUUACCUUUAAUCGAUCUGAAUUCUGAUGUGUUUAUUCCGGAAAGGAUCGCCACAAACAUUAUAUUGACAGAAAGGCCAAUCCGUCAAGGGCAGGUGAAGGACUCAUCAAAGUGCUGUUUGGGCCAUUAUCCCUCCCCGAGCAAAACUAAUAAAUCCUGUACCAGCUGCGUCCCAGCAGGUGGUGCUGCAAGAUUAACUUUACGUAGGUGAAAAGGGUGCGUUUCCACGUCACCGCCAACUACCAGCUGUGAGCCAAGGAUUGCAUUAAGGAGCCGCUGAGAGAAAGGAAAGAGAGGAGUGAGCGCAGUAACGAGGAAGAAAAAGAGGGAAAAGGCCGAGAAGAAAGACGAGGCGUCAUUAGGAGAAUGGCGGAAAGACUGAAAGUUCUGCUGCUGGUGGUGACGGUGAUGGUGGUGAAGGGCGUCGUCAGUGAGCUCCGUGAAGGACAGCUCCACGUGUGUCGGUACCAGCGGGAGGAGCAGGUGACGGUUCGUGUGCCCUCUGUGGGAGCAUACACGGCCACCGUCAGGGUGUACAGGCCAGGCUGCUACAAGGACACCAAGGCCUGCGUCAAGUAUGAGAAGAGGACGCUGUACCGAACGCUGUACCAAGAAAAGCAGGAAGAGCGAACUCAGACCCUGCUGGACUGUUGCCCCGGAUGGUCGAGAACGAACGAAGACGCCGUGGGAGAGAGAGAAAAUCGUCAACAGGAACGCGAGGGAAAUGGAGAGGACGAAGACUGCCGAUUUAGGAGCACGAAUACUCCCGAAAAUGGAAGUAUAGAGAUAACCCACGAAGGGAAGGUGUUUCGGCUUGUCGACUCCGCCCAGGAAAGGCACAACUCUUCUGAUCCCCGCCGUCAGCAGGAGGGCACGGCAGCAGAGGAUCAACCGCCGACUUCUUACCCGCACGAUCUUCGUAACAGCUCUGAGGAGUUUCACCGCGCUCUGCUGACAAAAAAGAAAGAACCGACGAAGAGUCUUGUGUCGCCUGCUUUAUCCGACCACUUCCCAGCAACGAAGGAAGAUAAAAGCGACUCCCCCUUGGAUAUUUCAAAACCCAGAAGAUUCAGACACCAGAGGAACUCAAAGGCACACACCAGACGCCACCGUAGGCGACACUACCACGACGGAACGAAAGGCUCCAUAGGCCGACGGAGCCAUCACCACCGUCGCCGCCAGAGGCUCCGCUCCCUCACCAGCCGGGACGCGGACGUGCAGGCCGAGACAAUCUACGAGAAUGGUAAUAACAACAAUCGUUACCACUACAGCAGCGGCAACGACAAUGAGACUAAGUACGACGCCUACAGCUACACCAUCAUCCUGACGGGCGAAAAUGGAGGCGAGCGAGGAACCGGCAGGGAGGGACAGCGACCAAGCAAGGACCUGACGCAGGUGCUCCACCCUCAAGGCACAGAGAAGGAAGGCGUCGUCAGCACAUCCUACGCUGCGUGUGGCCGCGUCUUCUGCUACAAUGGAGGGCGGUGUGUGUACAACCGAUGCAUCUGUCCCAGGGGCUUCUACGGAUCCCGCUGCCAGUAUGACCGCGACGAGUGUCAGGUGAACAAUGGCGGAUGCGAACACUCCUGCAAGAACACCGUGGGCUCCUUCAUGUGUUGCUGCAGCCCGGGGUACAGACUGAGGCGUGACGGCCGCACGUGUCAAGAUGUGAAUGAGUGUGAGUUUCACAACGGCGGAUGCUCUCACGAAUGUGCCAACACUGUGGGCUCCUACCGCUGUCUCUGUGGUCCCGGGAGCCGCCUGAUGCCCGACGGACGCACCUGUGUUGCUUCGCCCUCUUGUGCCACGAGACGCAGGCCUAACAUGGCGUGUCGUCUUGCAGGUGAGACUUCGUGUGGCGUGAGGAAUGGCGGCUGUGACCACUACUGCGACGACACCGCGGGCAGGCCAAAAUGUUCCUGCCGGCCCGGGUACAUACUUGGCCAAGACGGACGGCGAUGCGAGGCGGCGGAUCCCUGCGUGGUGGAUAACGGUGGCUGUCAACACAUCUGCCUACAAGAGCAGGGCCGUGCACGCUGCACAUGUCAAAGAGGAUUUACUUUGGCUAACGACCGUGUUUCUUGUGUUGACCUUGAUGAGUGUAAUAUACCAGGCACCUGCAGUCAGCAAUGUCGGAAUACCUGGGGCUCCUACGAGUGCAUCUGCAACUCUGGUUACCAGCUUGGCACUGACAACAAGUCCUGUUACAUGAUCGACAUGGAGGUCAUUAACUCUUGUCUUGAAAACAACGGUGGUUGCCAGCACAUGUGCCAGCACGGGCCAGACGGAGCCACUUGCACCUGUCACCCGGGAUACCAGCUACAACCUGAUGGGCGCUCCUGUCAGGAUGCGGACGAGUGUGAGGCUGGAAGCCACAGGUGCCAACAAGAGUGUGUGAAUAGCGAAGGAGGCUAUGCCUGCGCCUGCACACAAGGCUUCACGUUGAGCUCUGACACCUUCACUUGCCUGGAUGUUAAUGAAUGCUCAAUGGAGAACGGUGGAUGCGAGCACGAAUGCCAGAACACGCAAGGCUCCUUCACGUGUUCUUGCCGCAGAGGCUACGUUCUGGUCGACGAAGUCCACUGCGAUAUCGUGGGCGGCAACUACGACGUGGACUACUCUGGCUACAGCAUCCGAGGCGACCAGGACAUGGGUACGACAGCCAUAGAGGACUACUCGACGGUGCUGGACGGCGAGACGACCAGAAACCGUGACGCGUGGAAUGACGUAACUUACGCAGAGUACAGCAAGAUCAUUACCCUCCAGACGCGUUGCGUCCCUGGACAUUUUGGACCUAACUGUUCCCUCACGUGUAACGACUGUCCCGGGGAGUGCGACAGCUCGGGGUGUGUGUGUCCCCCGGGCAGGACUGGACCCAUCUGCGAACUUGAGUGUCCCUCGGGUUUCUACGGAUCCAGCUGUAACGAGGUGUGUCGCUGUGAGAACGGCGGCACAUGUGAUCCCGUGACUGGCAACUGUACGUGUCCACCAAGCGUGUCCGGAGAAUUUUGUGAAGACGGCUGCCCUGCAGGAUACUACGGAACAUCGUGUGACCGGCGCUGUCCCAUGAUGUGCCCCAACAUGCGCUGCAACAAAGUUUUCGGGUUCUGCGAGUGUGAUCCGGGGCGCUUUGGACCUAAGUGCAAUAUGCCGUGCCCUUCCCUCACCUGGGGGCCAAACUGCCGCCACCAGUGCCAGUGUGAGGCCCGCUCCACGUCUCGCUGCCAUCCAGAGAGUGGGGUGUGCGAGUGUAAAGCAGGAUAUGUUGGCAUUGACUGCUCCAAAGAGUGCCCAGAGGGAAAGUGGGGCGCCGGGUGUCUGCAUGAGUGCCAGUGUGCCAAUGGAGCCACGUGUCACCCCGCUACAGGCGUCUGUGGCCUAGACUGUCCCCCAGGAUUCAUGGGAACCGAAUGCAACACACCGUGUCCGGCUGGUCACUAUGGACCGGGGUGCAUGAAGGCGUGUAUGUGCGGCCUGCGACCCUGCGACCCAAGCACAGGCGUGUGUCUCUGUCCGGCGGGGAACAAGGGACCAAACUGCAAUCAAGCGUGUUCUGAGGGACAGUGGGGACAAAGCUGCUUGAGGAAGUGCGAAUGCCAAAACGGUGCUACGUGCAACUCUGUGACUGGAGAAUGCCACUGUCAGCCAGGAUAUGUGGGCCCUACGUGUGAGGCAACGUGCCCCGCCGGCAGGUAUGGUGUCAACUGUAGUGGAAUAUGUGGGUGCCUCAACGGUGCCUCCUGCGACCACAGGACUGGCCGGUGCCAGUGCCUACCGGGAUUCACGGGUCUUAGCUGCGGUCAGCCCUGUCCCCUGGGACGAUUCGGUCAGGACUGUGUACAAGUAUGUGACUGCAACGACGGCGGUGGGUGUGACAAGGUGACCGGGGAGUGCACAUGUGCGCCGGGGUGGCGAGGGUCUCAGUGCAAACUCAAAUGCGAGGAAGGUCGCUAUGGAGCAGGUUGUGCCAUGAACUGUAGCUGUGCCAAUGGAGGCGAAUGUGACCACAUUUCAGGCGCCUGCAUGUGUCGUCCAGGGUGGCGCGGGACAUUCUGCUCCAGGCCGUGCCCAGACGGGUUUUGGGGCAUAGAGUGUCGGUACCAGUGUGACUGUGAUGUUGGCGCGACCUGUGACCCCGCCACAGGAGUGUGCUCGUGUCCGCCUGGCAAACGCGGCCAUCACUGUUCCAACACUUGCCCGGAGGACCGAUGGGGUAGCGACUGCCAACACGUGUGUUUGUGUCAUAAUGGUGGAACGUGUGACCGCGUGUCAGGGGCGUGUGUGUGUACCCCGGGCUACACCGGUGCCACGUGUCAAGAGAGGUGUCCAACGGGAACCUUUGGAAGUGGAUGUCAACAUACCUGUUUGUGUCAGCACGGUGCCAACUGUCAGCACGACACCGGGGCGUGUGUGUGUCCCCCAGGGUACACCGGCACACACUGCCAGCGAGAAUGCGGGCCGGAUAGUUACGGUGCAGGGUGUGUCUUCAAGUGCGAGUGUCGGCACGGAGGUGAAUGUGAUCCUGAGAGUGGGGUGUGCAGGUGUGCCCCAGGAUGGUGGGGACCACAGUGCCAGAAAUCCUGUCCUAAAGGGAAGUGGGGUGCGGGAUGUGAACGCGUAUGCGACUGUGAGCAAGAAGCAAGUUGCCAUGCGAUCACAGGCCAGUGCCAGUGUCCUCCAGGCUUCAUUGGUGACAGGUGUCAGUUCAUCUGCGCUCUGGGUCAGUACGGGGAAAGCUGCAGCAAGGAGUGCCGCUGUGGGCCGUCUCAGCCGUGUGACCACGUGAGCGGGGAGUGUUCGUGUCCGCCAGGUCGCGAGGGACAGCAGUGCCACCAGUACUGUGCCGAGGGGCGGUGGGGCGAAGGAUGUCGCCAGCAGUGCAAAUGUGCAGGAUCAUCCCUGUGCGACCCGAUGAGUGGGGAGUGUUUCUGUCCCGCGGGACUCAAGGGCAGGAAGUGCCGCAGGGAAUGUCCGAGGGGCAGGUACGGCGUCGACUGUAAGCAGAAAUGUCAGUGUAAAAAUGGUGGGACGUGUGACCGCGUGACUGGCCAGUGUGAGUGUCGCGACAACUACUACGGCGCCACCUGCUCCUUCACUUGUCCCUCCGCCACUUACGGGCCAGGAUGUAAUCAGACGUGCGAAUGUGAGCAUGGCGGGGUAUGUGAUGCGACAGGGGCGUGCAACUGCCCGGCAGGGUACAGUGGCACACUUUGCGAGAUCUCCUGCCAGCCCGGUACUUGGGGCCACCGCUGCAGCUCUCAGUGUCGCUGUAAAAACGACGCUGUCUGCCAUCCAGCUACUGGAGAAUGCCAGUGUGGGCUGGGAUGGACAGGACCAUUCUGUGACCAGGCGUGCGAUCCAGGCAUGUAUGGACCUGACUGCCGCAUGGACUGUGCCUGUCACCACAAUGCUUCUUGCGACCGCUUCUCCGGCUGCUGCGAGUGUGGUCCCGGCAGAUACGGGCGUUAUUGCGAGUUAGAGUGUCCGGCAGGGUUCUAUGGGACGUAUUGCACUAGUGUGUGCGACUGCCGCAACGGUGCCACGUGUGAUCCUAAGACUGGCCAGUGCCGCUGUCCCCCGGGCUUUAUGGGUGACACUUGUGGAGAAAUGUGUCCACAAGGUAUGUUCGGCGCCCACUGCCGUCAGAAAUGCCACUGUGGUCUCUACCCGUGCCACCGGGAAACCGGAGUAUGCCAGUGUCCGCCGGGCAGGACGGGACCAAAUUGUGCCAUGCCAUGUGUGGAAGGCAAAUAUGGUCCUGGUUGUCAGCAAGUGUGUGAAUGUUACCAUGGCGGCAGCUGCCAUCCCGCCACUGGCCACUGUUCUUGUACCCCGGGUUGGCUGGGACCCACCUGCCGCGAGGAGGAUGUCUCCUACGUGACGACCAGCGACCAGCGUGGCCGAGCAGACAUCCCUGUGGAGCUGAGCUGAUUUGAUAGCGACCAGUCCAAGCGACGCCCAGCGAGGCCACGUGACCACGAACGAUGAUUCUUUUAUUUACUGAUCUCUAAGGAGACACUGACAGGUGUAGUGUCUCCAGGCCGUGUGUGUGUGUGUGUGUGUGUGUGUGUGUGUGUGUGUGUGUGUGUGUGUGUAAAAGGUUCAGGACAAUGAGUGACGGUGACGAGAAUAGUGACUACAUUGUACGUAGACUAGUGUCGUGUUCAUUUCUGGCAGUUUUUAUUUCCUGUGUUGAUAUUCGCUCGAUAUGACGCGCACAAAAUUCCGCUGCAAGUCUGAAUAGUGCACCGAGCGAGCCACACGUGAAAUGGUACACAACGCAAACCUUGACCAGUGCGGGGAGUCGCUUGGCCGCGGACAUGACUCAAGAGGCCAUUCUGGUGAUGCUCGGUGAUCUUAGUGAGUGUGAAGGUGCAAAAGGCGCUCCUCUCAUUAUGAUGUCUAUUGCAAAUAUUGAUAAAAUUGCAAAUAUUGAUAAAAAUGUGAAUGUGUUGUGGCGCCGCAUCGAAUGAUCGGUAGGUCACCAGUGUGCUCGGUAAUCCUAGUGGCGGAGAGAGACGCUACCUUGAAAAGGCACCGGAGAGAACUGAGGGAGGGGCAGGCGCCUUUGGAAACAAUGAAAUCCAAGUGGCAAGAAAACAGCUGCAAAAGAAAGGAACGAAAAAAGAUGAGAAGAAUUUUGUUGUGAAAGAGGCAAGUGAUCAUAACACAGCAAUAAAUUAACCAUCUGACCACUUGUUCUCUUCAAGGUCAUGACUUUCAUUAAACGCCUAAGGGCAAAAGCAAAUUGCAACAGAGACGCCUAGGAAGAAAAGUUCGCUUGCAUUUUUUGUUAGGCAAAUGAGACGAGAGAAAAUGGCAGCUAUGAGCCUGAUAUGAAGGAGAGACUACACUAAACUUUUUCCAGCUUGUCGGAAUGUAUUUAGGCGUGCAGUCAGUACAUAAAUUCCCUGCUAACUAGGUCGUAUAUUAGAGUGAAGAAAUCAAUUAGGUAAAAGCUACAUCAUAAAUAAAAUCAACAUCCGCCAUGGCAUAGAAAGAUAUUUUGACAUGCAACACCGACAUGUCCCCGAGUACUCCAGUCUCCUCUAUGACCUAUGUGACCAUCAAUAAAUAGGUGAAAUUUGUUUUUGAGCUUCAUAGCCCUACUAGGUGAAGGAACUCAGGAUGCAAGGCCCCAAUCAAGAGAGGAAACGUCCAUACAGAUCAACACACAAACGCAUUUCUCGUCAGGACGGUACUAACACACAAAAGCGAAUAAGUAACUAAUAAUUAUCCAUGAUGCAGCCGCUCGUUAACUCUAGCAGGAUAACAGCACACAUUCAUUAUUCUGCUAUGUAUUGUAUACUCAAAUACCUUGUUGUCUGAAUUGUACACCAUCAGCCAUUUAUUAACAAUAAAUCCACAUUUUUUUAUUUGAAAUGAAUAAAAGAAAUUAAAACAG